AUGAGCGACGUAGUUAGUGAAGAUCGUAAGGCAUUAUUCGACUCGGCAGUAUCCUUUCUAAAGGAUGAGUCCAUUAAAGAUGCUCCACUUUUAAAAAAAAUCGAAUUUCUGAAAUCCAAAGGGUUAACGGAAAAGGAGAUUGAAAUAGCCAUGAAAGAGCCCAAAAAGGACGGUAUCAUAGGUGAUGGAGUAUCGAAUAAAAGUGGAAGCGCUGAGAAUAGAGCAAACUCACAGGAUACGUACCUUUUUGAAGCGAUGCCACCAGCGCUGCCCCACAGAGAUUGGAAAGACUACUUUGUGAUGGCUACAGCCACGGCAGGGCUGUUGUAUGGUGCGUAUCAAGUAACUAGAGGGUACGUGAUACCAAACAUUCUGCCAGAAGCAAAGAGUAAGUUGGAGAAGGACAAAAAAGAAAUUGACGAUCAAUUCUCCAACAUCGAUACAGUCCUCAAUGCCAUCGAAGCAGAGCAAGCUGAGUUUAGAAAAAAGGAAAGCGAGACAUUAAAGGAACUUGGUGGCACAAUCUCUGAGCUGCAACAGGUACUGGCACAGACGACGAGAAGCAGGGAAAAGAUCGAAGACGAAUUUAGAAUAGUUAAACUUGAGGUGGCCAAUUUGCAAAAUACCAUUGACAAGUUUGUUUCGGAUAACGACAACACGCAAGAGUUAAAUAACAUUCAAAAAGAAAUGGAAUCAUUGAAGAGUUUAGUGAAUAACCGUAUGGAAUCCGGUACUGCACAGGACAACAGAUUAUUUUCCAUAUCUCCCAACGGAAUACCUGGUAUAGAUGCGAUUCCCUCUGCGUCCGAGAUUCUUGCCAAAAUGGGCAUGCAAGAAGAAAGUGAUAAGGAGAAGGAAAACGGUAACGAUACUAAUAAAGAGACCAAUGCUGUUCCAGCGUGGAAAAAGGCAAGAGAACAAACUAUUGAUAGCAACGCCUCCAUCCCAGAAUGGCAAAGGAACACUGCCACCAAUGAAAUCAGUGUUCCCGAUUGGCAAAACGCAGAGCUAGCAGACUCCACCCCAUAG
Saccharomyces paradoxus is the source of this 1029-nucleotide messenger RNA. It is a transcript of the gene PEX14, whose product is annotated as Pex14p. Gene Ontology annotation, molecular function: signaling receptor binding. Gene Ontology annotation, cellular component: peroxisomal membrane; peroxisomal importomer complex. The coding region runs from base 1 to 1029 and encodes 342 amino acids. Gene Ontology annotation, biological process: protein import into peroxisome matrix, docking. NCBI's taxonomy places the organism in Eukaryota, Fungi, Ascomycota, Saccharomycetes, Saccharomycetales, Saccharomycetaceae. The record is from RefSeq and is a predicted model, not a curated record. The transcript has a single exon.